Molecule: messenger RNA, 2648 nt
Organism: Austrofundulus limnaeus
Lineage: Eukaryota; Metazoa; Chordata; Actinopteri; Cyprinodontiformes; Rivulidae
Gene: rpp25a
Product: ribonuclease P/MRP subunit p25, a
Exons: 2
Coding region: 654-1502 (282 amino acids)
Biological process (GO): tRNA 5'-leader removal
Cellular component (GO): ribonuclease MRP complex
Molecular function (GO): RNA binding
Source: RefSeq, a predicted model, not a curated record
ACACAGACACUCCUCCUGUGAGCAUUUGUGAGGCAGCUCCUGUCCCUUAUGUCUCUUUGUGGGGAACAGAACCGACUUCCCAGAGCAUCACUGAAGACAAGAUAGAACUCCAGGGAAGACACCUCCGGCUGCAGACCUCUGUGCCUCAGCAGCAGCGCAUGCCAAAAUGUGCACAUGGAGAGAAAAGGGCAGAGCAACUUGAGCUGGAGUAAAGAAAUAAAGUCCAGAAGAAGAGGAGCAACUUGACACUUCAAGAAGUCAGCUCUGGAGUAAAGUGGAGAUGAUCAGCAGGUGAGAAUCAACAACGCCGGACUGGACCUCUAAGAAAAAGACAACUCCAGAACCCUUCUCUGACAGACACUGGUAUUAUGAAAAUGAGAAGCUCUUUAAAGAACAUCUUGAAAGGCCCCAAGAGUCCUCUUAAUUCAUCAGCCAGGCGUUUAUCUUAUUUCUCCAGCUUCCUUUGAGACGGGACAUUAAAGACUUUGUUGCGCUUUGGGAGUGAGUAAUAUUUCUUAUACRAAGUCUUGAAACUUUACAGCUGUUUACUGGAGGGAGAGAGAAAAAAGCCCAACGCAAAAUAAAAUUGUGUUAUGUAGUAUUUCGUGAGGGGAGAGUGUUUCUGGACUGACGGCACAUUGAGGACUGCAGAUAUGUUUACAGGGUGUGGAGUUGUCAGUGGCCAGAACCAGUGUCUGACCAACAACGCAGUCAAACCUCAACCAGGACUGGAGGUAAAUAAACCAAUUCAAUACGACAAUGGUAUAAUCCAUGAGACCUGCCCAAUCUUCCAGGGUCAAAAUUACACAAACUCUGUGACGCAGCCAGUGGGGUUGAAYGGUGUUUCGAACAUUCAGAAACCCAUACCACUGCCGAUCUCUCCUCCAGCAAUUAAACUGGGGCAGGACGGAUUCAAAAAAGUUUGCCGCACCGAGGAGGAGAGCCCCUGUCCUUUCCCGGGUCUGCCCUCCGGGGUGCUGGAGAUGCGUGUGAAAGAGGGAAGCAAGAUUCGCAACCUAAUGGGAUUUGCAAUGGCACGGAUGCAAGGAGAGAAGGGUGGAAGUGGGGGGAGCGCGGGCGCCGCUGGUCUCAGGCAGGUGGUCUUCACUGGGUCGGGUCGAGCCGUCACAAAAACCAUCACCUGCGCUGAGAUCAUGAAACGAAAAGUGGGCUGUCUGCACCAGCUGACCAAACUGCAGUAUAAGGUGGUGAAGGAGGUGUGGGAGAGUAACCAGGGGUCGACGUCUGAGAUGACGGUGCACAGGACAGUUCCGUCCAUCAGCAUCCUCCUUUCAAAAGACCCUUUGGAUCCACAGGAGCCAGGCUAUCAGCCUCCAGAGGCUUUUAGUGCAUUAUGGGAGGACAGAGCGGGGUCUGAAUCUGCUGCUCCAACAACAUGCAAGAGACCUCUUGGAUCUUCACCGUACAGUGGUUUCUCUCACCCUAAAAAACUGUGUUUGGGGUCAGCGAGUCUCAGUCCUUCCUCCUCGCUGACCAGCUGAACCAGUGUCACAGUGGAGAGGAUUGAAUCAGCGAAGUUCAUUAUUCUGCUGCACUCCGCUCCCAGCACAAUGCUGAGACAAUCAGAACAUUCACUCAGUCAGAACAAYGAUUUCUUAUAGGAACUGAAGGCUCCAGAGGUCAGUUUGACCAGGACCGAAAGCCUUACACCUGUACAUAGAUCAUUUAUAGGACGUGUUUCAACAUCUCCAACAUUCACAAAACUGUGAUGAUAUGUUCUACUGUUCAACAUGACUGUGUACGGAUUGAAAUCAUUUUCCACAGUGACAACUACAACAAAAAAAGAAAGAAAAAAAAGAAAAAGCCAUAAAUUGUGCAGGUUCCAGGUUACCAUUUCAGUAAUCUACAACUUGUAGACAUAUUUACUUAGUAUUACCUUACAAUCAUCUGUAUUCAUAAAUAAUCUUAAAUAAAGCUUUCCAGAUAAAAAAAGGAUUUAAGAAUACAAAAUAAAAAAGAGCGUCAAGCCGCUGAUGAUAUGCAAAUCCAAAACAUACCAAUUUGUUUUUCUGAUUAUCAAUUCUCACAGUUUUUUGUCAAAGGAAAACUUUUCUUUCUUUCUUUCUUUCUUUUCUUUUUUGUUCUUUUUUUUUUCUUACCCAUUCAUCACUGAAUAUGCAAAGCUCUGAUGGGACAAAAAAAAAAAGAUAAAUGAAUAAAAAAAUCAGAGUGUGCUGAUGUUUUGAUAAAAAUACCAGCAGUGAAAUUUGUCUGUAGAAAACAGAUUUAAUGACAAAGCUGUUGAUAAGGCUCCAAACCAACUCAGCCUGACAGAAAUGCCGAGGGGAGAAAUACAGGCACAGAUUAUCAUUAAGAUAACAAUGCAACAUCACAGAACACAGUGAAGAAAAGGAUUUAAACUUGGCUUGACAGAGCUUUACACUGCACUGUUCCUACAAAAUAUGAAACCAAGGCAACAAGGUACACUUCUUUUUUAUUUCUCUUUCUUUUUUUUUGGCCUACCUGCCAUCCAGUGCAGCACAUCUUUUGUCAUCGUUUUUUGCCUGUUUAAUCUUGGAUUUCCCAAACAGAAUAAACUGUGGGAAGAAACAGUCUCAAAGGAGUUACGUCUAAAACAACACCAUGCAACUUCUAGUUGACAAAAAAUAAACAAGACGGCUUCUGAA